AUGGCAUCAUUAACUCAUAGCAAGAGUAAGAAAAUUGCAUUGUCUAAUGAUGAGACUCCAAAUAAUGAUUCUUUGGCUGCUUUUGCACCUAUUAAACAAUCUCAAUCUGCUACACCUCGCUUUAAACUAUCAAAUUGCAAUACACAAAGCAAUUUUACCAUGAAUGACGAAAAGCAGGAAUGUAUAAAGAGAAAGAAUAGUGUUGGUCCAAAUAUUAGUAAUCUUGAAGAAAUGUUAUAUAAAACAAUACAAUACGCUAAGAACGCAUAUGAGGAAGCAAUUUCUGACAAUGGAGCUGCAGCUCACACUGAAAAUACCAACAAAUUUAUAAAGGAAUAUAAAUCGUCUGGAAAAGGAAAUGAUAUUGACUGCAAUGACGAAAUUACUACAUUAAUUAAAUUAUGUAAUGAACUUUUCCAAGCUGACAAAAACCCUACAGAUAAUACUAUGAAAGAUACUAUUUAUACAGCUCUAAGUGAUGAGCAUCCAGAUGAGAUUAAAAAAAUUGAAAGUAUUAAGGAUGAAUGGCUUAAAUAUUAG
Molecule: messenger RNA, 540 nt
Organism: Funneliformis geosporum
Lineage: Eukaryota; Fungi; Glomeromycota; Glomeromycetes; Glomerales; Glomeraceae
Source: the annotation of a GenBank genome assembly